Fopius arisanus is the source of this 3215-nucleotide messenger RNA. Its product is annotated as neuromedin-U receptor 2. Gene Ontology annotation, molecular function: neuromedin U receptor activity. Bases 824 to 2599 code for a protein of 591 amino acids. Gene Ontology annotation, biological process: neuropeptide signaling pathway. The record is from RefSeq and is a predicted model, not a curated record. Lineage: Eukaryota; Metazoa; Arthropoda; Insecta; Hymenoptera; Braconidae. Gene Ontology annotation, cellular component: plasma membrane. The transcript has 6 exons.
UCCCUUAAUUAAUUUUUUCUAGUAAUUUUUCUCCGGGUUUGUUCAACCGGUUCUAUCGGACUGCUGAGAUAUCGGAAUUCCAAUGAAAAAAAUUGUUAAAUAAUCAUGGGACUCACCGGUGCAGCAUGGCAUCCCCUCGAUCGUCGACCUCUCCAUCUCCUCCGGUGAUCAACAUCACGUGCAACAGGGGAGGUUGAUUCCACAAAAUCGAUCAAGUAACCGAUCGAAGUGUUCGACCAUGAUAUUGACUCCCACUUGAUCUGGCGAAUGGACCAGCCGGAGUCGAGAUGGUGUCAUCGAUGCCACAGUCGUCAGUCCACAUCCACACGAGCAGCAUCGUCGGGAUGGACAUCCCAAAAUUCCACAAUCCCACCGACUACCACCGCGUCCACAUCCCAGUGAAAAAAAUCCAACCACAGUGAAAUAAUAACUGAAUUAAAAAAAAAAAAUCACUCCGUGCGAAAUGCGCCAAAAAAUGCCACCGAUUUCCCUAAAAAUCAUUCCCACCACUUGAGUUUGAUCUGAUAAAAUAAACUCACAUGUGAACUAUAACGAUGCCAAACAAUUUUGCACAUUUUUACAAAAAAGACUAGUAGUUUCAACGUCAUUAGAGUCAUUCAUCUUGUCACAUAUAUCGCAAGUUUAUUUUUUAAAUCGUCAACUCGCGGUAAUUUUUGGCAGCAGUGUGGGUUGUGCCAGUGACAACACAAAUUUACAACAGUGAAAAAUAAAAAUAGUUGUUUAAAUCAUGUGAGAGCAGAGGAAGUAAUUUCUCAGUGAAUGAUUUCAUGACUGAUAACUAUUAACAGGAGUAAUUGAAAGUAUGCGUCAAGGGAUGAGAGAGGAUCGCUCGACGAUCGAUAAAUUUCCCUUUGGGAUUAAUAGCGUCGUCCACACGUCCAUCACCGAAAUAUCACGUUUCAGUGAUAACAACACAGUAAACAACCCGGAAUUGAUACCCACCGAGGGUUUCAAUCAGACAACCCCCAAGCGUGAUGCCCUGUACAUAGUUAUCCCCAUAACUAUUAUUUAUAUGGCAAUAUUCAUCACUGGUCUCGUCGGUAACGUCUCCACGUGCGUUGUCAUUGCUAGAAAUCGAUCAAUGCACACAGCCACCAAUUACUACCUGUUCAGUCUAGCUAUUUCCGAUUUACUUCUGCUAGUAUCAGGUUUACCACCCGAGAUGUACUACAUCUGGUCACAUUUCCCAUACGUCUUCGGCGAGGGCUUCUGCAUCAUUCAGAGUUUUGCUGCUGAGACAUCAGCCAAUGCUACUGUCCUCACCAUCACAGCAUUCACAGUUGAAAGAUACUUCGCUAUUUGUCAUCCAUUUCUAUCUCACACCAUGUCCAAACUAUCCAGAGCAGUGAAGUAUGUUAUUCUCAUAUGGAUACUUGCACUAUGUCUGGCAAUACCCCAGGCCAUUCAGUUUGGUAUUACCUUCUCACAAACCCUGAAUGGCACAGCUAUUCCAGGGACCGCAGCUUGCUCGGUCAAGUGGGAAAUUAUCGACCAUGCAUUUGAAAUAUCUACGAUAUUGUUCUUUGUUCUACCAAUGACCAUCAUUACUGUACUUUAUGUACUCAUUGGGAUUAAAUUGAGACGAUCGAGACUAUUGGUGGCUGUUAAACGGAAUCCCAUGCCGGGAAGUCUCAACAGCAGUGAGAGUGGAAGGUCCAGGGUGUCGUCGCAGAGAAAUGUCAUACGAAUGCUCGUGGCUGUGGUAGUUGCCUUUUUUAUUUGCUGGGCGCCUUUUCAUGCCCAGAGACUGUUGGCAGUUUACGCAAAAAGCAUUGGUGAUGCUGGUGGACAAUCCCUGGUGACGAUCUACACGAUUCUCACGUACAUCUCGGGAAUAUUCUACUACCUGUCGACGACGGUCAAUCCUCUUCUGUACAACAUCAUGUCGCACAAAUUUCGGGAGGCAUUCAAGGGAAUGUUGGCGGAUCGGUGCGGUGCGAGAAGAUCGAUACAACGUGCGAGUCCUCGUCGUCAGACGUAUACCAGUCUCUCCAAGUAUCAGAAAUCGAUGUCGAGGAGACCUGAGCUGAAUUCGGGGUCAUAUUCGGCCAGUGAUGACACACAAAGGCUGACGGCGAUCGUCCGGGGGGUGGAAAUCGAGGGGAAAAAUUGUGAGAGGCCGGAAGUGAUGGAUGAACGUGGGGAAUCGGUUCCUGAGGGGAUGCCGGGGGUGACAGGGUGUGACAGGAAGCCUGGGAGGACUCGGGGGACUUGCUCCGAUCCUGAAGAAGUCACUGUCCCGGAAAAAAUUAUCGAUGACGAAUCCAGAGUCAAGGAUACCGUGUCUCAUAAAUGUCUCAUCGUCCAAAGACCUAUCAAGACUGUCAGCAUCGGACUUAUUGCUGAACGAUUGAGAUCUGGUACGAAGGAGCUCUUCGCUCAUCAACAGAAGCAAGUUAAAUCAAGGAUGAGGCCCGAGCUGUCCCAACGGGCCCAAUCUAUAAUUCAGAGUCGUACGAGCAUCGAGAGUGCCAAUACCAUCAGUAACUCGAGCCUCCAGGAUCUGGAUGAGACUGAAUUUACUGGGUCUGAACUCGCUGAGUACAUGGGGAAGGUGAACAUCGAACUCGUCACCUGACGAAUCGACCUGGAGGACUCCGACGCCGAGGACGAGCUUUGAAAGUCUUUGCCAUUUGUGAAAUAUAUCGUCAAGUGUGAACUCUGCGUUCUCGUACAAACUUCUUAUUUUAUUUAAUCGAUGUAAUUAACGUCAAGACUGCUUGGAGGGGAAAUAUCAACGAUCACAGAAUUUAUUGAUUUCAAAGUGUACAAGCUACCUGUGAUUGAUUUUAGCCCAGACAAUGAAGGAUCGUUCAAGUAAUAAUAAUAUUUCUCGAUUUAAGGAUAUCCAACUGAAUUUUAAUAUCCAAUAUGACUCACAUUGUAAAUUAUAUAAUAAACUAUCAAUUUUGUUGAUUGAAUUGCGUCAUUAAUUACCCUUCCCACUUUUUUCUUACUCGUUUCAUCCAAAUAAAUAAUUCUAAUUAUUUUCUGAAUGCAUUUUCGAUGAAUUAAAAAAUUCGUGGAUAAACUGGAGUUGCAGAAAAUUAUUUGAAGGCAAUAAAAAUGAUAAAAAAUAUUGAUAUUUUGAAUUGAAUGACUCCCGCAAGUUUUCCAUCGAUGAAACAACGAGGUCACUCGGAAAUUCCUGGAAUAUAUCGGGAGAAAAUUAAAGGAAAGAGAUUAUUGUAGGG